GAAAGAAGAUAAGGCCAUUGUGAACUUUGGCUGAAGCAUUUGCAGAGCCGUAACAAUGGCUCUGCCUCAUUCCACGAUUGUUUCACAUGGCACUCUUGCUUUGAGUAGAUCUUCAAAGCUUCUUCUGAGCUCAACUUUCGCUUCUUUGCCACUUCAUUUCAAUAAAAAUGUCAAGAGACUAGAAUCUGUCUCUGUUCCACCAUCAGCUUCAUCGGCGGCGUCGUUCCCUUACUUUCCACUCGACGUUGAGUAUCUCCGGCGAGAGUUUUCUGGCCAUGGAGCCACUUUCGAGGAUAUCGGUGAGACAUGUAUUGCCAAAUUGAAAUUGGAUAAUGGAAGUUCGGCCAAUGUGAUGCUGAAAUGUGGCAUGGUGACAUCGUACAAAGUCAAAGUGUGGCACGGAGGUAAAGUGGAGCUUCUCCACACAUGGGUGGAACAAGAAGAAGAAGAAGAAGAAGAAGAAGAAGAAGUUGUGAUAAGAGGAGGUGUUUCAUCUGCAUUUAGGUCAUCAGAUUCUGAUGGCAUCAAUGAAUGGAGACUCCAUGGGAUCACCGGAGAUUCAAAGGAUAGUGUUCAAGUGGAAUUGAGAAGAAGUGACAAGGAGGUUGAAAUGAAACAGAUUGUAACUCUGAGAGGAGAUACACUGAGCGUUGAGCUUUGCGUGACGAACAAUGGGAUUUCACCAAUCAGACUUGAAGGUUGUUCACUUGUGAGUUAUUUGACAGUGAGUACACCAGAAGCUACAUAUGCAGUUGGUUUGGAAGGUUCAGAUUUUGUGGAAACAAAGCCGUUUCUUCCUCGUUUCGGUGUGGUUCAAGACGAGGAAGAAGAAGAUGAAGAUGAAUCAGGGUUUUGUGGGGAAGAAGAGAGCAAUUACAAACAGUUGAAUGAAGAGAUGAGCAGGAUUUACACGUGUGCUCCAAGGAGCUUCACUGUUAUCGACAGGGGGAGAAGGAACUCAGUGGUAGUGGGAAGAGAAGGGUUUGAAGAAGUGUAUAUGUACAGCCCUGGUUCGAAGCUUGAGAGUUACACAAAGUCUGCUUAUGUCUGUAUCGGACCGUCUUCAUUGCUAAAACCACUCUCUUUGGAACCUGGUUCUGUCUGGAGAGGUGUCUUGCAUCUUCACAAUCCUAAUUCUUAAAGGGUUUUGUUCAUGAACUGAUUUGUAAGUUAAUUUACACUGUAAGAUUAAGAGAACCAUGGCACAACCAACUUCACAUGACUUGGCAUCUUCAUGGGCUUGGCAAACGAUAAAGCCAGCCCCGUGCCAAAAACAAAACUUAAACCUGC
Molecule: messenger RNA, 1290 nt
Organism: Thlaspi arvense
Lineage: Eukaryota; Viridiplantae; Streptophyta; Magnoliopsida; Brassicales; Brassicaceae
Source: the annotation of a GenBank genome assembly